Harpia harpyja (harpy eagle) is the source of this 15188-nucleotide messenger RNA. RefSeq names its product Rho associated coiled-coil containing protein kinase 2 (gene ROCK2). Gene Ontology annotation, molecular function: Rho-dependent protein serine/threonine kinase activity; ATP binding; small GTPase binding. The record is from RefSeq and is a predicted model, not a curated record. The coding region runs from base 74 to 4507 and encodes 1477 amino acids. NCBI's taxonomy places the organism in Eukaryota, Metazoa, Chordata, Aves, Accipitriformes, Accipitridae. The transcript has 34 exons. Gene Ontology annotation, biological process: smooth muscle contraction; cortical actin cytoskeleton organization; regulation of actin cytoskeleton organization. Gene Ontology annotation, cellular component: cytoplasm; centrosome; cytoskeleton.
GGGCGACCCCGCUCAGUCCCCUCCUCCCCGGCAGCGGGGGACGGUCUCCCGCCGCCGCUAGGCGGGCCGGAGGAUGAGCCAGCAGCCGGCGGUGAAGAUGUCGGCGGCUCCCCUCACGGCGGAGGCGCUGGAGUCGGCGGCGGGGAUGCUCGAGGGCCGCCAGAGGAAGCUGGAGUCCAUGAUCCGCGACCCGCGCUCGCCGGUCAACGUGGAGAGCCUGCUGGAUGGCUUGAAUUCUUUGGUCCUUGAUCUGGAUUAUCCAGCGCUGAGGAAGAACAAGAACAUCGAUAAUUUCUUAAAUAGAUAUGAGAAGAUUGUGGAAAAAAUACGAGCUUUACAGAUGAAAGCUGAAGACUAUGAUGUUGUUAAGGUGAUUGGAAGAGGGGCUUUUGGAGAAGUGCAGCUGGUUCGCCAUAAAAUGACACAGAAGGUUUAUGCGAUGAAGCUACUUAGUAAAUUUGAAAUGAUCAAGAGAUCAGAUUCAGCCUUUUUCUGGGAAGAAAGAGAUAUCAUGGCCUUCGCCAACAGUCCGUGGGUGGUUCAGCUAUUUUGUGCCUUCCAAGAUGACAAAUACUUGUACAUGGUAAUGGAAUACAUGCCAGGUGGAGAUCUUGUAAACCUUAUGAGCAAUUAUGAUGUGCCUGAGAAAUGGGCCAAGUUCUAUACAGCCGAAGUUGUUCUUGCUCUUGAUGCAAUUCACUCCAUGGGCUUGAUACACAGAGAUGUGAAGCCUGACAAUAUGCUUUUAGAUAAAUAUGGGCAUCUGAAGCUGGCAGAUUUUGGCACUUGCAUGAAAAUGGAUGAAACAGGUAUGGUGCGCUGCGAUACAGCUGUGGGAACCCCAGACUACAUAUCGCCUGAAGUUUUGAAAUCGCAAGGGGGUGAUGGUUAUUAUGGACGGGAAUGUGACUGGUGGUCUGUAGGAGUUUUCCUUUUUGAGAUGCUAGUUGGCGAUACUCCUUUUUAUGCAGACUCACUAGUAGGAACGUACAGUAAAAUUAUGGAUCAUAAGAACUCUUUACAUUUCCCGGAUGAUGUGGAAAUCUCUAAGCAUGCAAAGAACCUUAUCUGUGCCUUUUUAACUGAUAGAGAUGUGCGACUUGGGAGAAAUGGGGUAGAAGAAAUAAAGCAUCACCCUUUCUUCAAGAGUGAUCAGUGGAACUGGGACAACAUUCGAGAGACUGCUGCUCCUGUUGUUCCUGAGCUUAGCAGUGAUAUAGAUAGCAGUAAUUUUGAUGACAUUGAGGACGACAAGGGAGACGUGGAAACCUUUCCAAUCCCCAAAGCCUUCGUGGGAAACCAGCUGCCUUUUAUAGGAUUUACCUACUAUAGAGACAAUUUGUUGCUAAGUGACUCCUCUCAGUCUUGCAGAGAAAAUGAAUCUGUGCAAUCCAGUAAAAAUGAGUUUCAGAAAAAACUAAGCAAGCUAGAAGAACAGCUCAGUAAUGAAUUACAAGCCAAAGAUGAACUAGAACAGAAGUACAGGUCUACUAAUACUCGUUUAGAGAAGAUAGUGAAAGAGCUAGAUGAAGAGAUAACUUUAAGGAAGAAUGUAGAGUCUGCAGUCAGACAGUUAGAAAGAGAGAAGGCUCUUCUUCAGCAUAAGAAUACAGAAUACCAGAGAAAAGCAGAACAUGAAGCAGAUAAGAAACGCAAUUUGGAAAAUGAGGUUAACAGUUUGAAAGACCAGCUCGAAGAUUUAAAAAAGAGGAAUCAGAACUCUCAAAUAUCCAAUGAGAAAAUCAAUCAACUACAAAGACAGUUGGAUGAAGCCAAUUCUUUGCUGCGGUCAGAGUCUGAUACUGCAGCCAGGUUAAGGAAGAACCAGACAGAAAGCACAAAGCAAAUCCAGCAGCUGGAAGCUAAUAAUAGAGAACUACAAGAUAAGAACUGCCUGCUAGAGAAUGCAAAACUCAAACUGGAGAAGGACUUUCUCAAUCUUCAGUCUGCUCUAGAAUCAGAAAGGAGAGAUCGAAGUCAUGGAUCAGAGAUUAUCAGUGAUUUACAAGGUCGAAUAUCUAGCCUCGAAGAAGAAGUAAAAAAUGGAAAGAGUGCAUUAGCCAAACUGGAAAUGGAGAAGAGACAAUUGCAGGAAAAACUUACAGAUUUAGAAAAGGAAAAGAGCAACAUGGAAAUAGAUAUGACAUAUAAAUUCAAAGUUAUGCAGCAGAACCUUGAACAAGAAGAAGCUGAACAUAAAGCCACAAAAGCACGAUUAGCAGACAAAAAUAAGAUCUAUGAAUCUAUAGAGGAAGCAAAAUCUGAAGCCAUGAAAGAAAUGGAGAAGAAACUUUUGGAAGAGAGAGCUUUAAAGCAAAAAGUAGAAAACCGGUUGUUAGAAGCUGAAAAGCAGCGCUCCAUGUUGGACUGCGAUCUCAAACAAUCACAACAGAAAAUCAAUGAGCUCCUUAGGCAAAAGGAUAUACUAAAUGAAGAUGUAAAAAACCUGACAUUAAAAAUAGAGCAAGAAACACAAAAGCGCUGUCUCACUCAAAAUGAUCUCAAGAUGCAAACGCAGCAGGUCAACACCUUGAAAAUGUCAGAGAAACAGCUAAAACAGGAGAAUAACCAUCUUCAGGAAAUCAAAUUAAGUCUGGAAAAACAAAAUAACGAACUCCGCAAGGAACGUCAAGAUGCAGAUGGACAAAUGAAAGAGCUUCAAGACCAACUUGAAGCUGAACAGUAUUUCUCGACUCUGUAUAAGACGCAAGUUCGAGAACUUAAAGAAGAAUGUGAGGAAAAGACCAAACUUUGCAAAGAAAUGCAGCAAAAGAUACAAGAGUUACAGGAUGAGAGAGAUUCCUUGGCUGCUCAGCUAGAGAUUACGUUGACAAAAGCGGAUUCAGAACAACUUGCACGUUCCAUUGCUGAAGAACAGUACUCUGAUUUGGAAAAAGAGAAGAUUAUGAAAGAGCUGGAGAUUAAAGAGAUGAUGGCUAGGCAUAAACAGGAACUUACUGAGAAAGAUGCCACAAUAGCCUCUUUGGAGGAAGCAAAUAGGACACUAACUAGUGAUGUGGCUAAUCUUGCUAAUGAGAAAGAAGAACUAAACAAUAAACUGAAGGAAGCACAAGAACAAAUUACAAAGCUGAAAGAAGAAGAAGCAAAUGUAGGAAAUAUUAAAGCACAAUUUGAGAAACAGUUGUUGAAUGAAAGAACAUUGAAAACCCAGGCUGUGAACAAAUUGGCUGAGAUCAUGAAUCGGAAGGGUCCAGUCAAACGUGGAGCUGACACUGAUGUAAGGCGGAAGGAAAAGGAAAAUAAGAAACUGCAUAUGGAACUGAAGUCUGAACGAGAAAAGUUAACCCAAAUGAUGAUCAAAUAUCAGAAGGAAAUCAAUGAAAUGCAGGCACAAAUAGCAGAAGAGAGUCAGAUACGGAUUGAACUCCAGAUGACUCUGGACAGCAAAGACAGUGACAUUGAACAGCUUCGUUCACAGCUGCAGUCAUUGCACAUUGGUCUAGACAACAGUAGCAUAGGCAGUGGACCUGGAGAUGCUGAGGCAGAUGAUGGAUUCCCUGUCCAUAUCACUCAAUCCCACACUAUGGAAUCCAUGUCCUUUACCUACCAGCACUCUUCUACCUCUGUCAGUAUUGCCACUAAGCCUUCCAGUUCUCGCAUGCUUCUCGAUUCUGAUUCUGACUCAGAGGAAGAACCUUUGUCUUGUUCCCACAGCCCUACAGAAGUUGAUAGCACAGAAUCAAGAUUAGAAGGCUGGCUAUCACUGCCUGUUAGAAAUAACACUAAAAAAUUUGGAUGGGUUAAAAAGUAUGUAAUUGUAAGCAGUAAGAAGAUCCUGUUCUAUGACAGCGAACAAGAUAAAGAGCAAUCUAAUCCCUAUAUGGUAUUAGAUAUAGACAAACUCUUCCAUGUCCGACCAGUCACUCAGACUGAUGUGUACAGAGCAGAUUCCAAGGAAAUUCCAAGGAUAUUCCAGAUUCUAUAUGCUAAUGAAGGAGAGAGCAAAAAGGAGCAGGAAUUUCCUGUGGAGCCCAUGGGAGAGAAGUCAAAUUGCAUUUGUCACAAAGGACAUGAGUUUAUACCUACUCUUUAUCACUUUCCAACCAAUUGUGAAGCUUGUAUGAAGCCACUGUGGCAUAUGUUUAAACCUCCUCCUGCUCUAGAAUGUCGCCGUUGCCAUAUCAAAUGUCACAAAGAUCACAUGGAUAAAAAAGAAGAGAUUAUAGCACCUUGCAAAGUGUACUAUGAUAUUUCAACGGCAAAGAAUCUACUACUGUUAGCUAGUUCUACAGAAGAACAGCAAAAAUGGGUGAGCCGACUGGUGAAAAAAAUACCCAAGAAGCCUCCAGCACCAGACCCCUUUGCUCGAUCUUCUCCCAGAACUUCCAUGAAGGUACAGCCAAACCAGUCCAUCAGACGACCAAGUCGACAGCUUCCUCCAAACAAGCCAAGAUUACUUGAUCUGGCAUUUAAGGACUGGGAUUGGUCAUUUGAUGAUGUUGAUGAUAUUGAUGGUGAUGAUGAUGACGAUGUUUUUGAUUUCUGAAGAAGUAUAAGGGCUAACUGCUUUCCAUGAACGCAGACACAAUUCAAGGUGAUAAUUUUCUUCCCGUUACAGCAAGACUGAAACAUAUCCCAAAAUAUAUUAAAAAAUAUAUAUUUUCCUGAGAGAUUGUGCUAUAUAUAUCAGAGGUUUACAUUUUUGCUGCAAUAUAAAUUACUAAUCUCUGAGGGUUUUCCUGUAUUCUCCUGAGUGACUGAUCAAAUGAGGAAUGGUUGGUAAAUAGUAAAAGGAUAUGUUAGGUAAACUUCUAAACUCUGUUCCACAAAAGCUUUCUUGGCAAGACACAUACACUACAUUUCAUGAAAGGAUCAAGAGGAAUGAAUAUUAAAAUGGAAGAAACUGACUUUUCAGCUUUCGUAAAGAUGCCACCAGCAUGUCUGCAAGAAGAACAGGAGGAAGAUCCACCAUAGUGAUAUAGACUGCAUCUGUAAGAAGUGACCAUUAUACUGUGUAUAUAUAUUGUACUGUAAUACUGCAAGAGGGUUUUAAAAAUCUUUCCACUUUAUUUUUUUAUGCUUAUUAAUCAGAUACCGUUACUUAUUGCAGUUGCAACUAUGCACUUGUAUAAAGCCAUAAUGUUGAAGUUUAUAUCAUUCAUAUACGUGUAUCAAAAGCUGCAUGUCAGUGUUCAGCAGCUAGUAUAAGUUUGAAGUAUAUACUAGUUUCAGCUACGUCAUCAUGGGCAGUCCUGUUUUACCUGUCUAAUUGCCUUAAUUUAAUUUUUUUCCAAGUUUUUUGCCCAUUCUCUAUUUAAGGAAAAAAGAAGGUUUACCAGCUCUUAGGAUGCAAUUUUGCUUUGUGGCAGAAAAAAUAGUGCACUAUUUUUACACCUAGUAAGUAUAUCAAUGUCAGCCUCUUUUGAAUGUAUAGCGACUGGUUUUAAGGGUGGAGAAGUGUUGGUUACAGAAACAAUGUCUGAUACCAUUGGAAUUACUAGACCAUUUGCUCGUACAUGUAACUGCUCAUCCAGCCCUUUUUACAAACCUCAAUAUUAGUUACUGACUUAUAUUAACCCUCAUUAAGUGCUACGAAACUUCAUUUUGCCUUGUUUUUGCAUACUCUCCUAGAUGUGUUUUUUAUUUCUGGAAAAAAAGAAUCUGUGACUAUUUUUACAUUUCACGACACAAUAUCAGAGGACUGUCACAAACUUUAAGAAAAGUAAAACAUACUGUAGAUGUAUUUUAAAAUUUUAAAUCUGGUUCUCUAGCACAUAGCUAUAGGUAUAGAUAAGUAUUUUGGUAGUGUGUUUUGAGAACUGAUAGCUGGGAAGAAAGGGCCUCAGAGGCACUUAAUCUGACUUUUUUUUUUUUUUUAAAACUUGGGAGUUGUACAAAAAAAUAUAAUUUAUGUGGACUCAUUCAUGAUGUGUUCAUAAUUAUCCCAGAAAAUGCAUGUUUUAUACAACUACAGUAUGCGAUGUUAAACAUAUUGACAGUAAAAAAUGUAGUCUCCUAUUUGGUCUCUUUAUAUAUAUAAAUAUAUAUAUAUAUUUAAAAUAUAUAUAUAUAAAAAUAUUGUGUGGGAGUGCAGUAAUUUAAAAUAUGAUCUAACACUUCAAUGAAGGAGGACAUUUCACUUUAAAAUUUUGUUUGUUUGUUUUUGUUUUUUAAAGAGUGUUGAAAUGUUUGGAAGGAUAGGACCAUGAUUUAUUUAACACUAUCAUGAAAGGUGGACUUGGAAACACUGAAAUACUGAAAAUUAAUAAAUAUAUUUACAUUUUGUAACCUCUACUACAGUUCAGCUUAACAGAGCCAGAAUGUAUUCAGUCUUCUAUUUAUGCACUGGCAAAGUAAGAUGUUGUGAGUUCUUAAGUUCAGAACUAAAACUUUCAGAUCAUUUCUGUUAGGUAUUAUAACCCAGCGCACAGCUACAGUGUUUUUUCCCUGCUUGUUUUGAUUUACAGAAGUACGGUAUAUUUUUAGGCAAUACAGAUUUGCGUAGAGUACAACAUUAAAAAUGUAUACAGUAAAACUGUUUCCAUUCACUGAAUGCAUAAAUAUUUUAUAUAUAUAUAUAAAAAAAUGUUACAUUGUGGGAAGUUCUAUCCUUUUCUGAAUUGGAGAAUAUUAUAUAUAUAUUUUUAAAUAAACUAUUUGAGUAAGGUAAAAUAGUUCCUGAACUUGAGAAGCUGGUAAUUAAUUGAAAUAUUUAAAUAUCUAGGCAACUAUUGCGGCAGAUAUGGUAAAGGCAAGGGUUGCUCAAAAGGAAGCCAAGGAAAGACUGUGUGGAGGAAGCAUAGACUCCAAGGGAGCUAUUUUGGCAAGCCAUCAGGUGCUGGGGCUGGAUCUGUUGCACUUUCUCUCCUUGGCUUGCCCUCAUUCACUGUGAAUCCCUGGGGCCCUGUUAAGCCUGACACUUUAGGAGAUGUACUGUAUUACAGUAUUUACUAGCCACAGUUUAUACACUCUAUACUUGUACAAUUAGUUGUUAGCUAUACAUACAGCAGGCUGUAUUGAGAUGGUAUCAUAGAAUGAUAUGGGCUGAUAGGGAGCACUGGAGGUCCUCUGGUCUGACCUCUACCUCAAAGCAGGGCUAACUUAGCGUAGGUUCCUCAAGGCUUUUGAGUUUUUAGUGCCUCUAGGGAUGGAAGUAUCAUAGCACUCCUCCGUUCUCCUUCAUGCAAUUUGUCCCAAAACAAAGGAACAGCGUGGGCUGUGUUGAGCUGUAAUGUGGAGAUCAUUUGGCCAAUGGUAUGAUGUGCACAAACCUUGUUUUGUACCCAGGACACAAAAGGCAAAGCUGCUCUUCUGUUCUUCUCGCUUAUCCUUCUGCUCAAGACAGAGCUUUCAUCUGCUGAUCUAUGGAAUGCAAAGAACUCUUAAACAUUAGUUCCUGGAGACUGUUGUUUCCUUAUUGUCCAGUGGUAGGUAAGCUUUUAAAAUUUUUGAGAAGAGCAUAUUCCUGAAUGAAGGAAUAUUUGUCUUAAAGUCACUGACAUUUAAACACUAUUUUUGUAACAGGGCUGUCCCAGCAAACAGGACAUUUUUAUGGCCUAGAUAACUUUAUCUAUAAAAAUUCUCUCAUUGCAAGUCCUUUUGUUUCACAAGAGUAAACAAAUAGCAUAGCCAAGUUCCAAAUUAACCUUCUGGAAAAAUCAGGGGUCAAACUUGGAGCCAGAAGCUUAAGAUGCUUGUACGGAAGUUGCUCCUUGGUUCCCAUCCAAGAGCUCACCAGCACGGAAGCUGGACAGGAAGACCCCAUUGGAGUUAACGUGUCAGUUGUCACAAAGACCUUUCUGCAAGGAGAUUUCCACUUCUCUCCUAGUUGUGUACUGCAGUUUCCUGCUUCUAGUGGUUCCUGCCAAAGCUCAAACCGUCACAGUGCUGCCAGGAAUCCAGCACCAAGUCUGCAUACUGAAGGAAACUCUGUGGUUCUUGUGCUUCUUGGCAUGGUUGAUGCUGUAACCAAAACAUGACAUGGACCAUAGAACCACGUAGGACUUGGAGACAUGCAAGAGGCUCAAGUAUCAUGGCAGGCAGUGACAGUGGCCAAAUUUAAAACAUGACUGAAGUUUCACUGCAAGUGUCUAAAUCUCUUACUAAUUCUGUUGAAGACACUGAACCUCCCACAUUUUUGACAGGCAUUCAGUGGCUCUCUGAAGUCACCAAGGCCAGGAAAGCUGCUGCUAGAAAUUAUAUGCUUUGUCUCUUUAGUUUCUCAGGCAGUGUCACAUGAUCAUUCGAAAUUUGAGCAUUUGCGUUUAUAAUCUUACAAGGUAUUAGUUUCCCAUCUAGUUUUGAGAGAAUCAUUCUUGGAAGAGGAUUUACAUAUCUUGGUCUCAAGUGCCUUCACCCAUCCUGUGCUCGUGAGGUCGUAUUGAGAUGCUGCUGUGAAAAGGGGGAACUUGUAUGAAAACAAACUUCUUACCUGCAUUGCUCUUACAAACUCUUACCACCUCUUUAUUCUAAGGCAGGAGAACAUAACAGUCCAUGGUCCAGUUCAGGGAAUUGGAGUAUUUCAGUCUUCUCUGCAUUCCUGGAUAGUUUGCCUCAGCAUUCAUGUUAAAAUAGUGAUAAUUUAUUUUUUCGCAGAAUCAUAGAGUAUCUCGAGUUGGAAGGGACCCAUAAGGAUCAUCAAGUCCAACUCCCUGCUCCUUGCAGGAGUACCUAAAACUAAACGAUAUGACUAAGAGCAACAUCCAGACGCUCCUUGAACUCCAACAGGCUUGGUGCCUUUUCAGUGCAUUACAGUUGAUUAUGGACUAUCAUCUCUGCACAUACUACACUUAAAAAAUAACAAAUGUUUUCAAUUUAGAGAUGAUCCUAUUACCUUCUUCUGGGAUUAUGAGCACCCCAUGGAUCAUGAAGUUUUGCCUACUGCUUUGAAGUAUCCCUCAUGAGAAUGGGAAGGAGUUUUCUUUUGGAUCUCCGUAAAAGAUGUUGAUGGAGUGGUUCUGAAAGUAAUUCAUGUUCUUUGUUGAAGUUGCCUGUAAAGUGGACAAUGAUGUACUCGGACACGCUCAUCUGAGAAGUAAGACAAGUCUACUGAGAUAUAUGUGGCAGAAAAGAACACUGCAUCUAAGCACAUCGAGUCUAGGUCUCCCCAGAAACUACUGCAAUGAGUGGAAAAGCGCACCAUAAAACCAUAGCUCCAAGAAGCGGGGACUCAGAGGAACUGUAAUUUAUUAGCAUAGGGAUGCUAAUUAACAGGCCUUGUUAUGAAGAUAGGGGUUUUGAAUCUUUGCUCCUUUGUAGGCAGGAAGCAUUGUUUUAUAAGGGUAAGAAAGUCAAGUUACUACCCGAUACUUGCUAUUCCAAGUGUGAGCUAGAUUUGACCACUGCUGCUUUUGCUCCAGUAAUCUUACAGAAGCUCCAGGAUUAAAGUGGCCUUGCAAAAUGAAAGGCACGGUGAGAGGUAGCAAAAUUACAAAGUUAUAAGUGUACAUCGUCCUGCAUACCUUAAAGAAAUCUGGAAAGACACAUCUUUACCCUGAAAAGCAAGGGCAGAGAGUGCAGCAGCAACUGCAUGUCCCUGCAACCCUUUUUAGGUUGCAGGAGGAGCAGCUAUGGAAACAUGCUUUCACAGCCAAGGAAACUGUAUGUGAUGCUUCAGUCGUAUCACCCCAUUUUGAGGUCUAGGCCUUAAAGGUUUGUUCAGAGAUGUGAACCUACUUGUAUGUAUAGUCUUAUAGUGUCAUGUCCCAGUGUGCCUCUUGGGUCAUCCAGUUCUUGUCAUUUGUCAUCACCCUUGUUAAGCUUUUGGUUUUUUUUUUUUUUUGCCCAGGAUGCUGUUGCAUCACUUGGUAAGCAUGGUCACCUGAUGAGAAGUACAUCAAGCUUGUGGGAUCACUGCGAAUCCUCUUCUUUUCCUUUGGCUUGCCAACUGCUUAGACUUUAAGCACUGAAUUGCCAUGUUAGCAAUGUAUCUUGGAUAUGUGCUACUUUUUAUUAACGAGUGAAUCGGAGGAAACAUUUUUGGAGGUGUCCAAGAUACGUAAUAACUGUUUUAAGGCUGAAGGAGCCAGGAACCCCACUGUCUGAACCCUUUUUCACAUUCGCUGGCCCUAGCAUUGUCUCUUACCUCAGCUGUGUUCUAUUUUUCAAACAGCUGAAAAAUUUUUCAGCUCUCUAAGCUGAUCUUGUAGCUAGGCGCAGCUUCAGGGCUUGCAUCUACUUGCUGGAUCCCAUGGCCUCACAUGUCUGCGUGAUGUUGUACAGCAUAUUACAACCCCUAUGUACUGGGGGCCAACUGAGGUUCAGCAGGAUCUGUGUAGCCACUUGUCUGCCCUGGAGCGAUGGAAGGACUUGAUACAUACAGUAAGGAAGCUCCCCUAUGUGCUUCGUAUACCGUUCAGAGCAACAGCAGUGGGAGUUUUAUUACUGGGAAGGUGGGCAUACGUGCAAGCUUAAAACAAACAUCAACACUGAGAGAGGAAAAUACCCUUGAGCUCAGAGAGACCAUGGGGACUAUAAGUCGUGCUGACAGCGCAUUUCAGGGAAAACAAAAUCUCUCAAGUCACUGUCUUGCAAGUCAGCCCAGUGAAAUCUGUAUGUAGUCAGUUGCUCAACGGUGAAGAAUUUCUUUACAGUAAUUCGGUAACUUAAAAUACGCUUUACACAAGCUCAAUUUGUGCUUCAUUAGAGUCAUGAUUUACAUGACAGAGGGGACACUGAGGCAUAGGAAACGUGUUCUUCUAUUUACACUUUUCAUACAGUGUGAGAGAGGUCAGCAUCUUGGUACUGCUGGCCAAAGCCUCCAAAUUCAAAAGCAGAAAUCUUGUUCAUCCCGGAGUAGGCAUAUACACAGAUGACUUGCAAUUACAAUAAGGUGGUAAGUAGAAUUUAUUUUCAGCCUGGAGCCAUGUUACUAUUUAAUUUGAAUCAUAAUCAUUGUUAGCUAACUGUUCUUGGCACGUUUUAGGCUAGUGCAGGUUCUGUCCUUCAAAUUAGUUUCCAGAAUACUUGACAGAUAAAACAAGAUGCCCUCUUAAAUCUCCCUUCCUGUGAGCCAGUAACACUGCAUCGUACACAGAAGUACUUGUUCAGGCUACUGACAGUUGAAGACAGCUAUGAGCUAAAAUAAUGAAAACAGGGCAUGAACAAAAUUAUGACAAUUAUUUAAAUUGUCCUUUAGGUAUCCCCAACUAAAUUUCAUCAAGAGUAUCAUGUAGUGUAAAAAACUUCUUAUUUUACCCUGGUCCAAAGGCUGAAUUUUUUUUCAAGACAGAGAUGGUGCUUGCCUCAAACCACUUCCAAGGUAGAAUGGAAUAGUUGACACCUUUAUCUUGAAGAUGUCCAUAUGUCCAUCUUGCCAUCAGGCAGGAAACACCUGAGGUCCAUCAGGACUCAGGUCUGUGAGACUGCCAAGGUCUUGCAAUUGGAUCCAGCACAAGUGAUGAGCUGGCAGGUUCUUGAGGUGAUGUUUAUUGUGGCUCCCAGAUGCCUAUUUGACAUCAACGGCCAUCAUCUCUGAGAACUCUUUUAAGUAUUUUGGAGAACUCUAGCUCAAAGUCAAGCAAAUUAAAUUCAGUACAAACCAAGAAGUUAAUAACAUCCUAUUUUAAGUUAUUUUUCAGCUUCCUCACACUCCAAAUUGGGAUAUCCUUAGACCAUUAUUAGUGAUGAAGGCAACAUUUCAUGUUCUGCUUCAUACAUAAAUAUGAAUCUCAAGUAUUGAAGGAAUGAAGGAAGGGAAUGGAACAAACCAGCCUGAAAAGAACUAGCAGGGAAGGAAUAAUUAUUUAUCAUCAUAGAAACUACAGGGCUGGGAAACUACCUCAUUUGAGUUUAUCUCCACAUCUGUGUAGCUUUUAAUUUAUAAUAAUAUAAUUCUUCCUGUUGGCUCUGAGGUGUUCUGGGUUUUUUUCCCUAUUACAUAUGUCCUUAAAUGCAUAAUGAUUGGUGGAGGAAGAGUAAUUUUACCUCAUUUAAAGGAGUGAACGAAGGCUUUUUAAAAGUUGUAAGCUGUUUGGGACUUUUUAGCUGUGAAUGACUUUCUCCAAAGAGUCAAACUGCUCUAAAAUCCAGCUUCUGAGCUCCGGCAGUUGAGGUGUGUGUCCACCUGCCCACCCCACUCCUUUCUCUCCUGUUUUAAUAGAUCAGAUUAGCAGAACCAGGUUAGGGAGCACCUACGUGCACAAUGUAAGCCAGUGGAACAGGCUGAGGGGUCAGACAGGGACAGGGACUUGCGAGCAGUCCAAGCAGUAACAUCUUUUGCUGGAUUAGGGUAACACAAAGAAACAUACAUCUAUGUCUGCGUAGUUUCACUCUGCGCAAAAUGCUAAGUAUUACGGAGGCCCGUAGGGUGGGGGAGAUGAUGGGUUUGCUUUUGCGUAUGAUGUUCCUGUUCAUGGAGGACAGUUGAGAAACAGGCUUUUGGGAAAAGUACACUAUACAUAUCUUCCACUGUCUAUACCCGCACUUUCAGACCUGCAACAUGCCGUCUCUGGAAUCAUGUCCUCAUGCCUUUUUUUUGGAUAGUAAAUCUCAUCAUAAACAUUUUCUCUUUCAUACUGUUAAACUGAGGGUUGUGGCUAAGUGGAGCUGGUAGCUUAUCUGUUACCAAAUGCAGUCAUAGUUCAUCAUAUCCAUAGCUGGAGAUAUUUGGGGUUAUCCAGUAGACUGUACUAGAAUUCAGAUCUUGUCUUUUCACAGGCAAGAAAACUCGUACUUUUUGAAAGCCCGGACAGGACCCACACUUGACCAGCCAGGACAGGAAAGGCAAUGUUACCUUGUGAGCAUGUUGUGAACUGCUGCAGUCAGACACCGAGUGUGUAAUUCAGCACUUGCACAGGAUCUGGGAAGGGAGAGGCAUUACUUCCAGCCCUCUGGAUAAAAGUUGCUUGCUGGCUUACACACCCUGCAAUAAACCCAAGAUGCUUUCCCUGCCCAUCUUUGGUCCGCUGCUGCAUUACGCAGCAAGCAACUCACUUGUGUCUGCCCUGAUACUGCUGAAUGACAAGUUUAACAAGAUUUAUCCUCCCCGUGUAUCUUGUCUAAAGCUAUUGCCUCUAAUCCAGCUAAGAAGAUUAUGGUUUACGUACUGGAAAACCACAGGCUCUAUGCUUUUGUGGGCCUUGCCCAGGACUUGAGCAUAUGUCAGCCUGACAAAAGUGAAAGAAAUUAUUCUCUGGGGGGAAAAAAAGUGUGUAAAACUAUUUACUGCUGCCUUCUGAUUUGUUCCAUAUCUCUUGCAGCUUGAAUGAGAACUCAUGGUCCAGCUUUCCAAGUCCACAAAAUUACUUUACCUUAAGCUUGUGAAUUACCCAGCUUUGUUUCUUUUCCUCAGUCUCUUUUUUUCCACAGGUUUCUACGAUGAUUUAUUCGAAAUAUGUUAAGUAACCUGUAAAGAACUUUUCUUAAAUGUGUUUUCAGCGUCUUAUGAUGAAAAAAAACAACUUGAAGUGCUGAUCCUCAAACCGAGAAUAGAGUGUCUUCAUCAUUUUGCUGCACUAUCACUCAGGAGUAUGAAAGAUGUCAGUAACAGAGAGGAUUUGGACUCUACAAAUCUUUCUCUAUCAAGAAGAGGCUUUAAUUAAAAAAAAGGAGAUGAGAAGUGUGGUUUUUUCCUUUUAAGAUGCUGGAGGUCUUCAGCAUUUUACAGGUUAAUAUACAGCCUGAUGCUUCAAAUAUUAAGGUGAAAUCUGCCCAUUAAUGACCUGCAAUGAAUAUUUAAUUUUCUCUCCAUAUAUGGAAACAGAAUAAAAAAUUAAAUGUAAUGCAAAUGAACUGCCAUGAAGAAUAGCGUUUAUUAAUAUGACCUGGAAAAUGUAUCACAUGCCUCCUACCACCAUUUAGACCACUUCAGAUAUUUUACACAGCUUUAGUAAAAUCAUAACAGGACCUUUACAGUUACUCUCUCAACCAACAGAGAAACAGUUACACAUUUUAUUGGAGCAGUAAAAAAUCCUCAUUUUUGAACUUGCUCUCAAUAAUAUGAGAUACGUGAAAUCGUAUGUCCACAGACAUACCUCUUCCUACCCCUUCCCGCCCUAAAAUCAGAGUUUACAAAGCAGGUAUGUUUUCUGACAGUGAAGGUCUCGGUCUGAGUGCAGGGUGUACGCUGGCGGAAACAUCUGCAUUUGCAGAUCCCACUCUUCCGCAAGAGUCCAAUGAUUUAGCAUGUUGCAAGGAAAACCUGCCUCAAAUGUAGUCAAUGCAGUCCUCCCAUAGUUUUCAAGGGUGCCAGCACCAAGGAUUGCCUUGGUUUUAACAGCAAUACUGUAAGAACUCUUUUGAAAAGGCGUAUCUUUUCAUUUUGGAGAACAUAAUGAGAAUUGAAGGCAAGCUGUAUGAUUAGUUCUGUAACUUUUGGUUGGAAAGGCAUUACUUCCAAAAAAAAUCCCCCAUUAACAGUUCUCAACAAUAUCCUUUUCCCUUUUUUAAUAUACCUACUACAAAUUGAUUAGAAUCUCAAAAGACUUAAAUUUUUACUUUAAUGUUCUUCAGCAUGGACAGGCUGAAAACUAACAAAGCACAGAACAGUAUCAUCAAAACCCAGUCACCAUUGGAGACGAGUCUGCUAUGAUGCAUCAAGCUGUACAUGUAAAGGGGUCACUGUCAGUAUGGACUGCAUUUGGGGAUUCUGGGUAUCAGUUCAGGAACUUUGGCUCAAACACAACUUUUAACUCUGUUAGUCAAAGUUUCAUCAAUUCCUAUACGCUCUAGUCUCUGCUGUUCCCAAAACUGUAUGUUCAGUGAAUGAGAGCUCAGGUUGAAAAAGAAGAAUUCAUAGUUGAGUUUUUGCUCAUAUCCUAAUAAAAACUGGGUAUUUUGAAGAAAGUGACCAUGGGUAUCCUGUAUCAGCUGUAUAAAUUGUACUAUUUAAGUGUUGCAUGUAAGCACUACAAUCCCAACUGGGUUUGUGACUUAGUAAAACACAUUCAGAACCUUAUUUUGGAUUAGGCCUUGACUUAGAUUUUCUUCAUCCUAAAAUACAGAUAGUUAAUGUCUAACUAAUUGAGUUGCCUGCAGGAAGACGACAAACAUCUGUUGUUUUUCAAACUUGCAGCAGAUGCAGAAAGAUGAGUUGGUAUGUUGGUGCAAAAUUGGUCUUGUGUAACUGAAGAAAAUUGCUUAUAUGUAACCAGAAAAUACUGAAGUGAUACAAUAAUAUAUGAACAUCUAAAUAUGAAAUACCGUGUUCAUUUAGUAAAAAAAGUCCAGAGAAAAUGUGAUAUCAGUGAAACUUGUCUUAAAUGACCAAUAAAAAUAUGCUGCUUAAA